AUGGCCGCCGCCACGACGUCGCUGUACGCGUCCGUCGCGCCGCAGUUCACGCGCGCGCUGCUGCGUCCAGGACUGUGCGUGGGCUACUCGGACGCAGGCGGCCGCAUCGAUCAGCUUCUGCUCCACUUUGUCGAAGUGACUGCCGUCGAAAAGGUCGACAGCGACCGGUUCUUGACGUGCGUUUAUCUGGUCACAUGCGAAGAUCUGGACAAGUACAAGAGCAUCGUGCGGCCUGCAGUAGCGGCGUGGGUAGCAGCGAUGACUGCUGCUCACAUGGAGUGGCUCGUGGUCUACGUGCCCCUCGGGACGCGGCCCAAAGCAGCUGGCACGAACGCACCCAAUGCUGUGUACAAGAAGAUCUAUGACCGUCUACGAGCUGACUGUGUGCACAAGAGGAACAGUGGAGCGGCGGCAUCAAGUGCGUCGAGUGGGUCUCUGCUGCAAGAGAGAGUCUGCAAGAUCGAUGCGCUGGAAGGCACGAGUGUCGUGGGCCAGCGGCAGCAGCAGCAUGAGUCCCAGUGGACGGAAGUGCUGCUGCGACUGAGGCGGUGUGUCAUGCACGCGUUCCAGACCAAGUGUUUUCAGUACGAAGAGAGGCUAAGGAUGCUCGACACAAAGCGGGGGCUAGCAGGGUGGGACUUUGGCGCUUUCUUUGUCGCGAAAGAGAGACUAGCCUUGAUGUACCAGCAAAUGUGUCUACAAGACGAUGCAAUUCGACAUUUGGACGAGCUGGACGCGAUUUUUAUCAACUCGAGUGCGACAGAAAAGCGAGCGUUUCAAUCUGCCAACAGCACAGUGUUCGAGCGACACGACCCCAUCUUCACACAGUCUCCGCUGACACUAGACCUUUACGAAGUUCAGCAGCUCAUUGCAUCCAACCGCGCGUCAGCCCGACAUAUCUUACUGUACUGUUUUUGUCGGCAGAUCCGCACACUGUAUGUCAUGGGUAGUUAUUGUCAGCUAUUGGAGCGUGCCAGCUCGUUUAUCGAGUUGUUUCUGAGCGAAUUGAAGGAGCUAGCAUCUGAAGGCAUUCUGGAUUGGCACCAACCCUUUUUGUGGGCGCUAGGCGCGUGUAUGGAAGUUUCGCGUGCAUGUGAGUUGUCGUGGAGUGGCCGUGAUGAUGAACGAGCGGCUUUCAGCGUACUUGAACAAACGACCCAAGCAAAUUCUACCGCGGCAAUGUCUCGCGCUCUUGGAAGUGUGUUCUACCUUGCACGACGAAUACUCAAGAGCGCUGCGAAGUUUAUACGAAACAGGAAUAAUUCUCAUAUGUCGCGUCCGAAUACAACAAAUGCCGAUCCUGCAGACGUGUCGGUAACAUGGUAUCAUCAACUCGAGCAAGCGUUCGUGUCUCCGGAAUGGCAGCGAUCAGGAACUUGUGGCUUCUACGAGCAUUGCCUAUCCGAGAUUACACGUCUCGCUUCGAUGCACUUUUCACAGUCUGGCCGCCACCGUUUUGCUGUGUUUCUUGACGCGGAAUGUGCACAGUACCAUAUUGCACGUGGGGAAUACAAGAGUGCAUUGCGACUUCUGCGUGCGCUUAUGCAGCGAAGCAAGCAAGAUGGUUGGUGGUCAAUAUAUGGUGCUUGCGUGCAAAGUGUCUACCGUGCAGAGCUGAGCUUAGGGCGAUUCUCACAAGCGAUGGCGGCCUGCCUUACGUUGUUGCAGCUUGCGCAGAAAGGACAAGACAAUGGGAGCAACGAACGGAUGGCACAGCUUAUGGUUGCUCAUUUGGCUCGUCACGAUAGUAGGAAAGCGGCAAGUGAAGUCGUUGUCUCAGCUGGAGAUAUCGGCAGCCUUCGCAGCGAUCCGGCCAUGGGCAUGGACGAAUUGUUCAAGUGUACGCUGGCAGUCGAGACAGCUCUGACUGGUGGCAGCGUACUAGAGCACGGGGAUAUUUGUGCUGCCUUGGCCAUCGCAAGUGCGUUUCCUGGGAACGUGCUGUUUGAUAAAGUUUGCGUUCGGUUUGCAAAGACGAUAUGCCCGCGUAAGACUUUGGCCACAAAAGCGUCAUCGGACUGUGAGUAUCCGGGACUGAAUGAAAGCAUUGAUGUUGACGCUUGCGUUGUGAGCAUUGCAGAAAAGGCGUCGGGUGACACGUUGGCACACGAGAUCAACUGCCGUCACUCGAACAGGACUGUCAUGGUCGAGUCAGCAACGACUUGUGACGAUGCUACUGAGAACGUCCACGGGCAGGACACAGAAUUGAUACUGGAGAAGAACGACGUUCACGUCGAUGACAAAACGGGUGUCAGUUUGGUGUUCCGACACGCAGACGUCCCGGUAGGGCAAUACACAUGCACUGGUGUCGAGUGCGUCCUCGCGGGAAACACUUUUUGCUUGCUCUCGCCUAGCGCGCUUCCCCUCGUUGAUUUCGAAAUUUGUGCCGAAGGAAGCGCGAUAGAAGUCGCUAUUGACGGAGCCCCGCUACUUGUGCCGCGGCCGUUCGCAGAAGUGGAAACGGUUGCAGUCUCGAUCGAGGCGAACAACGACACGGCGACAAAUGGAGUCCUCGAUCCGCUGACGGAGACCGUGCGUCUAAAACGCGUCGGCAUGAGAAUAUUCGCGUCCAUCACACUCGUGUGCAAUCCUUUCAUUUCCAUUGUUCUUCAAGGAUACCGACUGCGAUGCCCCGGACAAGCUGGCAACCAUCCGUCGAUACGUGUAGAGCAAGACUUGAACGCAAAGUUGCGAGGCUCAACUCUGCAGCCGGAUGACCGCCUGCAUCUUGCGUUCACACUAGCCUGCAGCACAGAUUUCGAGAAGGCGGUGUCUGACAGCUACUGCGCACUUCAACUCGAUAUCACGUUCGGUGGCAAUGAAACAUGGCUGAAGACCUUGACUGUACGUGUGCCGCUGACGGCCGUUAUAGGGCGAUGCUACCGAAUCGAUAUACGCCCAGAAGGCCAGGACGACGUGCAGAUGUAUACCGGCAAAAUUGUCGAGACGUCUGCUAGCAAACCUGUCACCUUCCAAGUCCGGGUGCAAGAGGAAACGAAGAAGUCGAACGAGGCCACCACGGCAAACGACGACAGAACCACGUUAUCGUUACGUCUGGACGAAAGCAGCGAGCACGACUGGAUUUUGCUGGGAAAGCAGCUCGAGCGCUUUCAUUUCGACCGUUGCUCACAGAGUCAUGAUGAAGAUUGGCGCAAGUUCGAGACACAGAAAAGGUUCUUGGCCACCCGUUCAGGUCUACUGCGAUUCCCUGCUUUCCUCCUUGAGGUCGACGGCAAUCCGGUUCCGGCCGCACGCGUAUACUGUCAACAGAGCUGCCGGCAAGUAUUAGCAAGCGAAUGA
Messenger RNA from Hyaloperonospora brassicae, 3300 nucleotides. The record is from the annotation of a GenBank genome assembly. Lineage: Eukaryota; Oomycota; Peronosporomycetes; Peronosporales; Peronosporaceae.